AUGAACACCCGGCCAGUUCUUGAUCCGACCCAACAGCCCUUUGCUCUGGCUGCCGCGUUCAACGAGAACAAUACCUUCUUCUCCGUCGCACACGAGCACGGUUUCAAAGUGUUUCGGGCGGCAACAUGCGAAGCAAAGAUAGGUCGAGACCUCAGCGGCGGUCUCGGCUGCGCUGAUAUGGUCGGCACUACAAACUUCAUCAUUCUGGCCGGAGGAGGCAGAUCGCCGCACUUCCCGUCGAACAAGAUACAAAUCUGGAACGACCAGAUACAACAAGUCUCUGGCUCGCUCGAGCUGAAGGCGCCCGUACUUCGCGUUCGCGCCACCAAGGAGUUUCUAGUCGUAGUCCUACCCUACCAAGUGGUCGCAUACAGAAUGGGAAACCCUGCGCAGAAAAUCCAUACGUACGAGACAGCGGAAAACCCAUUUGGGCUGUGCUCCUUCGAGAAGAAUAUCGUGGCAAUGCCUGGCGCACAAGCCGGCCAGGUCCGGCUUGUCAGGCUUGUCGAUGGCAACCUUAACCCGCGUGUUACUCUCAUUAAUGCGCACACCGGCCAUCUGCGCGCCGUCGCUCUGAACAAGACGGCUGACAAGGUGGCCACCGCGAGCGAGAAAGGCACUAUCAUCCGGCUGUACGCUGUAGAAUCCGGCACAAAGCUCGGCGAGUUUCGUCGUGGGAUAGAUGAAGCUGCCGUUUUCUCAAUCGCUUUCUCGCCGUGCGACAGUAUGCUUGCUGUAACGUCUGACAAGUCCACCGUUCACGUCUUCGAUCUUCCAAACGGCGUUCAGACCAAGACGGAUAUCGAUCCCAAGAAACACAAAUACGGCAUCUUUUCGAAGAUUCCGUUUCUCCCUGGUCCGUUAUCCGACACCUACUCCAGCGCCUCAACCCGCUUCGAGAUGGGGGAUGAAAUGGGCGGUUGGAGCUCACAAUCAAAGGCUGCCACAAAGGAGGUCCUCAGCAAGUUUUCCCCGGAACGUGUCCCCACGAAGGGCCUCCUUGGGUGGAUAUCCAACAAUGAGUUCCUGAUCAUUGGUGCUGGGCAGGAUGCGCGAUGGGAGAAAUUCGAGGUGGCUGUCGACGAGUCAAACAACAAAUACAUUCAACGCAAAGCCUGGAAGCGCUACCUGGUCUAA
Messenger RNA from Paraphaeosphaeria sporulosa, 1137 nucleotides. RefSeq lists its product as uncharacterized. Gene Ontology annotation, cellular component: cytosol; extrinsic component of membrane; phagophore assembly site membrane. NCBI's taxonomy places the organism in Eukaryota, Fungi, Ascomycota, Dothideomycetes, Pleosporales, Didymosphaeriaceae. Gene Ontology annotation, molecular function: phosphatidylinositol-3,5-bisphosphate binding; phosphatidylinositol-3-phosphate binding; protein binding. The record is from RefSeq and is a predicted model, not a curated record. The transcript is spliced from 4 exons. Bases 1 to 1137 code for a protein of 378 amino acids. Gene Ontology annotation, biological process: autophagy of mitochondrion; protein lipidation; protein localization to phagophore assembly site.